GCGGCGGGCAGCGCCCCAUAAAGGCGGCGGCGGCGCGGGCGGGCGGUGCGCGGAGCGGCCCCGCGGCGACAGCCGGCGCCCGCGGUCGGUGCCUCGGUCCCUGCACGGCGCCCGGCGCUGCCCCAUGCACUGCGGCAGAAUGAUACAGAUCUUGGAUCCGAGACCCCUGCCAAGCCCCAUCAUGCCUGUGGACGUGGCCAUGAGAAUUUGCUUAGCCCAUUCACCGCCGCUGAAGAGCUUCCUCAGCCCCCUUGAGGACUGUCAAAGGAACAACUUUGUUAACAGGUUCAAACCUCUCCGCCCAUGCCUCAAUGUGAAACGUGACUCUGAGGCACAAAAGAGCGACUGGAACCGCCCGUCAGCCCGAACCAAGAAGCGAGUUGUGUUCGCGGACUCGAAGGGGCUGUCCCUGACAGCCAUACACACCUUCUCCGAGUUUCAGGAACACCCCGUGUGGGACCUGCAGUUUGACUUGCUAGGCCUUGAGAACAUCACGUCUGGCUUAAAGCUGCAUGAGGAGAAAAACUUGAUUCUGGGUUUCCCUCGGCCCUCAGCCGACUACCUGGACUUCCGGAACCGCCUGCAGAAGAACUUUGUCUGCCUGGAGAACUGCACCCUCCAAGAGAAGAUACUGUCGGGGACCGUCAAAGUGAAAAACGUAAGCUUUGAGAAAAAGGUUCAGGUUCGAAUUACCUUUGAUACCUGGAAGACUUACACGGACGUUGAGUGCAUAUACAUGAACAAUGUUUAUGGCGAUUCUGACAACGACACCUUCUCGUUUACCAUUGACCUGCCUCCUGCCAUUUCUUCUCAAGAGAAGAUUGAGUUUUGCAUUUCUUACCAAAGUGGAGAACACAUCUUCUGGGACAAUAAUGAGGGUCAGAAUUACAAGAUUCUCCAUGCAGAGUGGAAACCUGAUGGUGUUCAAAUACCAUCUGCCAGGGAAGACUGUAUAGAUCUUCAGGCUCCAAGCAAAGUGCAAGAGAGCGAGCCUGAUCAAUUAGGCAGUCCGAGGAUGUCCAGUGGUCUCUUCCCCCAGUGGCAGAGCUUGGGAGGGAUUGAAAAUUCAUCACCACAUUGGUGAUAGAUACUAGCUAGGAAGUGUCCUUCUGUUUGGCAACAGAACAGUGUUAGUUUCCUGGUUCACAUACAAUAUAACAAAACCACCUGGCAGGCUUUGACUGUCUCUACAAAUCCAAGUUCACUAGUAUGUGGGACUCAUUAACCAUGUUACAUUAUUAAAGUUCUUAACCAAAACUUAUCCUUGGAAAGAAAGGAAAGCAAGAUAAAGCCCAUGUCUGCCACCUACCAUAGAAAUAGCAUGCCUGUAUCUUAAAUAUAUGCUGCUUUCUUUCUGCUAUUCAUUUUCCUCAGUCACUAGACAAGAAUGUGAGGAAGUACAAGAGAUGAUGGCAUCUUUGCAAGCUGUAGCAACUGCAUGUGUGUGCAAGAGGGUACAUGAACAGAAUGCCACAAUUUGUUUUGUGCCUGGUAGGAGCAUGGUAGAGAUGAGGUAAUGCUGUCAGGAUGGGGGCUCACUGCAGACCCUAUACAUGCUUGUAGCAGAGGCAGGUAGGAGUGCAUGGCUAGGUGUUGUGGCUUCGGUACAGGUUAAAAAACUCGGACGAUAAUGGAGAAGUGGGAGAAGGGGAAGAGGCAAGGUGUGUAGAGAUGCACAACUUUUUAUUUUUCUUUCCAAAGCUGGUCUUCUAGAAGUAUCAGAAAAUUCUGUGUUAAAAAUGAGAACACAGAAAACAAUGCAAAAUAAAUGAGUGGUGAAAAUGACCACUGCUUUGGGAGGACAUCUGUGUCUACAUCUGCCUUGUGAAUAAGUAUCUUGCAUUUGAGAACAAGUCUAACCUUGGCUUUUACCUUCAUCAUCCUACUCACUUAACAGGCAGAUAGUUACUUUUUAAUGUUGAAAGAAAAAUGUGCCUUAAAGUCCCUAAAUGCUAAAAGUAAUAGCUGGAGCCAUAGCUAGUCUACAAAGCAGACCAAGUGACUUGUAGAUGUCCUAGUCUGUAGUAGCAUUACAUGAUUUGACUACUCACCUGAUCUAAUCUUACAAUGUCUGAUGGUUGACUAUCCUGCUCUCUAUUGCAAAGUUGGUGAUAACUUUUCAAAACUGUAUAACAUAGGCAAGGUCCUUCAUAUUGAAGACAGUGAAUUAACUAUAUUUGGUAAAAGCUAGUUUCUUUAAAAAGAGCAGGGUUGCCACUAGCUUUUCUAGAAAGAAUAUAGGCUUGCACAUAAAUAGGAACUGCUCUAUUUUAUCAUACCUCAUUUUUUUAAGUUGAAAUUCUGGGUUUUUAUUUUUAGACUGAGGUAAACUAAUGUAUAUUUUGUAUAUGUAUGCUUAUAGUUUAGCUUUCUGAACUAUAAAACUGUAAAGAUAAUCUGUUUCUUAUAAGAUUCAUUUGGGAGACUGUCCAAUACAUAUUCAGUAGGUGUGAAUACUGGCAUACCUUCACUUAGCUAUACAGAGAUGGUGUUAACAUCAAAAUGCAAGCCACAUUUUUGCUCAUUGCUAAGAAGUAUAAUAUUCUGAGUCUGAAAGUACUUGCAAUGCAAUGAAAAGAUAAACAUGAAGGUGAAAUAAGCCUCUUCCACUAAUUGCACUUUUUCCUAUGUAACACUUGCUGUUCUGUGUAAAGUAGUCAUUUUAAGAAUAAAUUAUUUUGAUACA
This is a messenger RNA of Dromaius novaehollandiae (emu), 2686 nucleotides long. It is a transcript of the gene PPP1R3C, whose product is annotated as protein phosphatase 1 regulatory subunit 3C. Gene Ontology annotation, molecular function: glycogen binding; protein phosphatase 1 binding. Lineage: Eukaryota; Metazoa; Chordata; Aves; Casuariiformes; Dromaiidae. The coding region runs from base 125 to 1084 and encodes 319 amino acids. Gene Ontology annotation, biological process: regulation of glycogen biosynthetic process. Gene Ontology annotation, cellular component: protein phosphatase type 1 complex. The record is from RefSeq and is a predicted model, not a curated record. The transcript has 2 exons.